Molecule: messenger RNA, 597 nt
Organism: Ambispora leptoticha
Lineage: Eukaryota; Fungi; Glomeromycota; Glomeromycetes; Archaeosporales; Ambisporaceae
Source: the annotation of a GenBank genome assembly
AUGAGAAUAGGAUUGAAAUUCGUGUGCGGCUUGGUUACAAUUUCCUUGGCAAUUGCAACUGUUUCCUCAUAUCCGAUCAGCAAACGAGUAUGCGACGAUGGCACAAAUGGAAAUGUUGGUUGUGGUAACACAGGAACCGGGAACGUUGGAAAUAGUAAUGGUGGUAAUAGCAAUGUAGGCGAUAAAAACGGUUACAAUUCUCCGGGAGGUAACAACGGUAACAACAACGUUGGAAACGGAAAUGGUGCAAACGCUGGUGGGACUAACAACGGAAACAACAACGUCGGUAGCGAUAAUGGUGGAUCAGUGGGUGGUAGUCAUAAUGGAAAUCAAAAUAUUGGCAAUACAAAUGGAUCCAAUGAUGGUUUAGGAAACAAAAAUGAUGGAACUUCGGGAAACAAUAACGGAAAUACAAAUCUCGGUAGUGGGAAUGGUUCAGAUAAUGGAAAUAAUAACGGUGGUAGUGACAAUGGAAAUAAUAGUGGAAAUAACAAUUUAGCAAACGAUAGUGGAAGCCAGAAUGGAAAUAAUAAUGGUCCUGAUGGUUCUCAUAACGGAAAUAAUAAUGGAAAUAAUAAUGGACCACAGAAUAUUUGA